Manihot esculenta (cassava) is the source of this 1563-nucleotide messenger RNA. RefSeq lists its product as uncharacterized. Lineage: Eukaryota; Viridiplantae; Streptophyta; Magnoliopsida; Malpighiales; Euphorbiaceae. The transcript has 2 exons. The record is from RefSeq and is a predicted model, not a curated record. Bases 1 to 1563 code for a protein of 520 amino acids.
AUGAAUUGUCCAAUUUAUGACAUUGUACAUUGGGAUGGUCAUGUUAUUAGAACCGAAUUAGGUUACGACUAUGUUGGUGGUCAACACAAUUUUUUCCGUAUGAAACAAAUGUUGACUUAUGAGGAUCUUGUUUUGAAAAGAGUUCGCUCUACAAAUUUGUCAAACCAUAAUCAAUUCAUAUGCAAGAUUGAAUAUAGAAAACCAAUUAUUAGUGAUAACGAUUACAAAUUUGAACUAGUUCAACUACUCAAUGAUGACGAUGUAGAGAUGAUGUUCGAUUACGUAUGUAUACUAGGAUCUGAAAGCAUAAUUUUUUAUGUCGAUGUCGUUAGAGAUAUUCACAAAAAUCAGGAAGAUGAUUGUGUUGAUCCCUCUUAUACUGAUGAUUUAGAGAAUUCACACUGUAUUUUGCGUCCGAAUAUUGAAGAGCAAGAUGAAAUCAUAGUACGUUCAACUAAUCCGUUUUGUACUGAAGAUUUUAACCUGAAUAGUGUUGAUAAUAUUGUCAAUGAAGUUGUUGAUGAAGAUGAUGAAUAUGUUGAUUCAGAGAGGUUAUCUGAUUCUGACAUUAACGAGUAUGAAAGUGGUUGGAUUGAGGAUGACGAAUUAUUAUCAGCUGAUGAUAAUGUUGUUCCUCAGUAUAGUAAUCCUAUUUUACCACUUGUGCAUCCACCCUCAUAUUCAGAAAUAGAUUUUGAAUUAAUGUGUGUAGACCCUUAUGCAAAGCCAACGACUAAUAUGUUUUGGAAUCCGAAUAAAGAGUUUUCUGUUUGGAUGAUUUUUCCGAACAGAGAUGCUGUCAUAGCAGCAGCAAAGGAGUAUCAUUUGCGUAGACAUCAUAAGUUUUAUUCUGAUGAGACCAAGAAAAAAACAUAUAGUAUUAAAUGCAAAUAUAAAAAUCAUAACUGUAAAUGGCAUCUGCGUGCAUCAAUGAAGGAGGGAUCUGAGGUUUGGAGAAUUGUAUCGUACGAUGGGCCGCAUACAUGUUCUAAUCCAAUGGUUGAAAAAGACCAUCCUCAAUUGGAUAACAAAUUUAUAUGUCAAUUUAUUUUGCCUAUGAUAGAAGAACAGCCACACAUUAAAAUAAAAACACUUAAGGCAGAAGUUAGAGAUAAAAUUGGAUAUGAACCAACAUAUUCAAAGACAUGGAAGGCAAAACAAUUUGCAAUUAGGAAAAUUUUUGGUGGAUGGGAUGAAUCGUAUGGAAGGCUCCAUGAUCCCCAUUACAUAAACGAUCGUUUGGAUCGUACGUCUCGUGUAUUUGAUCGCAUGUUUUGGGCUUAUCGUCAAUCUAUUGAAGGAUUCAAGCAUUGUCGACCAAUAAUUUUUGUUGACGGUACAUUCCUAUACGGAAAAUAUAGUGGGUGUAUAUUGUGUGCAACAGGGCUUGAUGGAAAUAAUCAGAUAUUUCCAUUGGCUUUUGCAAUUGUCGAGAAGGAGGAUUCAGAUAAUUGGGGAUGGUUCAUGUCUUGUUUGAGAGUUUAUGUCACAGAACGCGAAGAUUUAUGUGUCAUUUCUGAUCGUCACAUUGGAAUUGAGAAAUCUAUGGAACAAGAUUGGUGA